Dictyostelium discoideum AX4 is the source of this 2088-nucleotide messenger RNA. RefSeq lists its product as hypothetical. Bases 1 to 2088 code for a protein of 695 amino acids. The transcript has 2 exons. NCBI's taxonomy places the organism in Eukaryota, Evosea, Eumycetozoa, Dictyosteliales, Dictyosteliaceae. The record is from RefSeq and is a predicted model, not a curated record. Gene Ontology annotation, cellular component: membrane.
AUGAAAAUUUUAAAAUUUUCAUUACUAUCAAAACUAAAACAUAAAGAUUUUAUUGUAACAUCUUUUAGAAACAAUAUUAUAAAUUCAAUUAAAAAUAAUAAUACUAAUAAUAAUGGCCUAUUAAAAUUUUCAAAUAAUAAAUACAAUUUCCUAAAUAAUAAUAAUAAUAAUAAUAAUAAUAAUGUAAAUAAAAUAAAUAAUGUAUAUUAUAUAAAUAAUAAUUUUAAAAAUGUUAUGGAAAAUAAAAUAAAACCAUCUUCAAUUCAAUUCUUUUCUUCACUUUCAAAUAAAUAUAAUCUAAAUUCAUUCACAACUACCAAACCACAACCAUGUCAAGCUAAACCACCAUCAUCAAAACAACAACAACAACAACAACAACAACAACAACAACAACAACAACAACAACAACAACAACAAUCAAAAAAAAAAACAAGUAAAGAUAGAUUAAGAGAUAUUUUAAAAAAAACUGUAAUUACACCACAAGAGUUUUUAAAUGUAUUACAAAGAUUUGCAAAAAAUUAUAAGAAAACUAUAGCAAGUAUUUUAGCAGCAAUUGCAUUAAUAAUUUAUUCAUAUGAAACACCAGAUAGUUAUUUUGGAUCAAUGAUGAAUGUUAUUGUUAGAUUUUAUAGAGCAAUGAAAUGUGCAACUAAAAUUAUGAUAAAUUAUAAGAUUCUUUCAUAUACACCAGAAAAGUCAUCGGAAUAUUUAGAGAAAUCAAAGAUAUGUCAUCAAGAAUCUGCUGAUUUAAUAUUGGAUUUAUGUUUAACCAAUGGUGGACUAUAUAUUAAAGCAGGUCAAUAUAUUGCAAGUUUAAAUCAUAUCUUACCAAUUCAAUAUACUAAAACACUCUCAGUAUUACAAGAUCAAGCACCAUGGCGUGAUUUCUACGAAGUUGAAAGUGUUUUCUUAAAGGAUUUAGGUAACGCACCAAACCAUUAUUUCUCUGAUUUCGAUAGAUUACCAAUUGCAGCUGCAUCAUUAGCACAAGUUCAUAGAGCAAUUACAAAGGAGGGUGAAGAGGUUGCUGUCAAAGUGCAAUAUGUAGAUUUACAGAGAAAUUUCGAUGGUGACAUUUUCACUCACAAUGUUUUGUUGACUUUGGUCAAUAUGGCAUUCCCAGAUUUUGAAUUCAAUUGGAUGGCUGAGGAAAUGAAAAAUGUUUUAAUAAAAGAGUUGGAUUUCUCUCAAGAGGCUGAUAAUGCUGAACGUGCCGCUCAAGAUCUCUCUUCAAAUAACAAUGCCUACAUUCCAAAAGUGUUUAGACCCUAUUCUUCAAAGAGAAUUCUAACGACAGAGUUUAUUCAUGGUUGUAAAAUCAAUAAUGUUCAAGCCAUAAGAUCAAUGGGUUUAAGUGAGAAAACUGUCUCUCAAAGAUUCAUGGAGAUUAUGUGUGAACAAAUUUUCAUACAUGCCUUUGUUCAUGUGGAUCCUCAUGCUGGUAACGUUUUAGUUAGACAACAUCCAAACCACCCAAAUCAACCACAAAUAGUAUUAUUGGAUCAUGGCCUAUAUAGAGAGUACGAUGAAGAAUUUAGAUUGAAUUUCUGUAACCUCUACAAGAAUUUAGUAUUGUGUAACAAUAAAAAAGUUGAAAAAUAUAGUAAAGCAUUGGGUGUACAAAAUUGGAAACUUUUCUCAACAAUGAUUCUAAUGCGUAAUUUCGAAGGUUCUUCAGUUGGUUUAUCAAAUUCAAUAUCAUCAGAAGAAUUGGAGAAACUAUUAUCAGGUGCAAUUGAAAGACUUAAAGAUAUCAAUCUCUUAAUGAAAGCAAUGCCAAGACAUUUACUAUUAAUCUUAAGAAAUAAUAACCUUUUAAGAUCAAUCAAUAUGGAACUUGGUAGUCCAGUUAAUAGAUUUUCAAUUAUGGCUCGUUAUGCUGCCAAAGGUUUAAAUAGUAAUUCUUCAAAAAAUAGUGGUAUCAUUAGAUUAGUAAAAAGUGUUGAAGAGAAAGUAUCAUUAGAAGUAAUGUUAAAAGGUUAUGAAUUAUACUAUUAUUUUGUUAAUAGAAUUUUAUCAAUUUUAAUAAGAUUACAUAUAAUUAAUCCUGAAAAAUUAAUUAAAGAUCAAAUGAAAAAAUUAGGUUAG